AUGGCCAUAAACGGCUGGAACUUUGUCGUUCAGGUCUACUACAUUCCCACUUUCUACCAGCUCGUCUACAACUAUGGGGCCACUAGAUCUGGUGUCAUGUUACUUCCAAUCACCCUGGUUCAGACCGCGAGUAGUACUCUCUCUGGGCUUAUAGUCCACUGGGUGGGACGGUACCGCGAGUGCAUCUUGUUUGGCUGGCUCUGCUGGUCGGUAGGUCUGGGUCUCAUGUCCACUCUCAACGAGAGUUCCGGCCUGGGAAGGCAGAUCGGCUAUUCCCUGCUCAUUGGAGCCUCGCCCGAUGACUACGUCGUUUACUGA
Molecule: messenger RNA, 318 nt
Organism: Colletotrichum fioriniae
Lineage: Eukaryota; Fungi; Ascomycota; Sordariomycetes; Glomerellales; Glomerellaceae
Source: RefSeq, a predicted model, not a curated record